AUGUGGAAACCGGACUUUAAUCCUUCUACUGCCACUAUUGGCAAAAUUGCUGCUUGGAUACGCUUGCCAGGAUUGGCAAUAGAAUACUACCAUAGAGCAAUUUUAGAAAAGAUUGGUAACAUUAUGGGGAGAACACUGAAGGUUGAUACCAAUACUGUGGAGGUUACCAGAGGAAAGUUUGUUAGGCUCUAUGUGAAAGUGGACCUAACACAGCCACUGGUCUCUCAAUACAUGAUCAAUGGGGUCUGCUACAUAAUUGAAUACGAAGGACUUCAUCAAGUCUGCUUUAAAUGCGGCAGAGUAGGCCAUGAAAAAGGGGUUUGUUCUGAAAAGAAAACACAGGCGUCAGCAACACCAGAAAACAGGGAGGAUGGAAGAAGAGCUCACAUGGAAGGGGCAAAGGCAGAUGAAGGGGGCAAUCCUGGAAAUUUAGCAAAAGGCAAGGACAUAUUGGGAAAGGAUGGAGAUGGUGAUAUGUACGGACCAUGGAUGAUCGUACAAAGACCAUUACGAGGAAGGCGGACUGAAAAAGUGGGGGAAGGUACAGUUAGUGGCACCACGUCAAAAGGGAAAGACAAGGAAAUGACUAAUAUAGGUAAUCAAUCUAGAUUUGCUGUUCUUCAGGAUUUAAAUCCAGAUUCCAUAAGCAUCCAAAACCAUAAUGACAUUGCCAGCAAGGUAAAUGAGAAGAAAGACAAGGAAGUAGAGAAUACACCUGUGCACCAAAAAAGAACCUACCAGGCUACACAAUCCAAACAAAGUAAUAGGCAGACCACCCAGCCCAAUAAUAAUAAACCAACCCAGAACACACAAAAAAACCUUUCAACUAACCCAGUCAACCCACAAAUGGGCCAUACACAAUCUAGAUCAACCAUUCAAAACCAAAAAGCCCACACACUAGCUAACAUUAUGCAAUCUAUACCAGACCCGGCCCAAAGUAGCCAUGUCACCACUGCUCAGAUAACCCAUACCACAAACUAUAGGAACAAUACACCGAAUCACCAGCCCCUGGCCCACCAUCAAGAAAACUGGGCAAAUCCUGAACACAGCCUUUCCCCUACUUCGCAAAAUGACUUGUUCAUGUGUGAAGCAGUAGAAAACACCUUACCCCUUCUUGAGCCAGACCCCCCAUAA
Molecule: messenger RNA, 1134 nt
Organism: Arachis stenosperma
Lineage: Eukaryota; Viridiplantae; Streptophyta; Magnoliopsida; Fabales; Fabaceae
Exons: 1
Coding region: 1-1134 (377 amino acids)
Molecular function (GO): zinc ion binding; nucleic acid binding
Source: RefSeq, a predicted model, not a curated record